UUACAUUGACGAAAUUUUUAGGCGGUGGAUUUGAGAACAACGUGAAGACUAUGAUGAAGGCGGCAAUUUAGAAGUUGACAACACUCACUGUGUCACUUUCGUGGUCCGGCGAUCCGUAAUUUCUGUAAAAUGCGUGUGAUACACUAACCGGGCCGAUUUAUUCGAUAGACACCGACAUUUGUGUGAAUUAUUAAGGUUUCCAGCUGGUCAAAAUAACCCUAGUUGGAAACCCGGCUCUUAUAUCAACGUGGGUCCUCGGUGCGAUUUAACAUCGACCAGCAAGGAAACACCCAAACAAAAUCUUCCAGGACCUUAGAUACAAUGGCUGAGUCGGAGGAUUUUAACGGAAUUAUUGCUCCGGACACAUUUAUGGAGACUUUGCUGAAAUAUGGACUGUACAUAGGCGCAGUGUUUCAAUUAUUCUGCAUAGCAGCUAUUAUUGUCAUUCCUGAAAAAUAUUUGGACACAUCCAAAGAUGAAGGUACAGAUGAAGAUUCUAACCACAGCAGUCCUCACAACACACCCAGACGGCCGCAUGGUCAUCAUCGGAGAAAAGGCGACAAGAAGAAAAGACGAUGAAAUGAUGAGCUUAACGGGCUAAAGAUUUUCAUAAAAUAUUGCUUCAAGAAUGCUGUGGAAAAUGUAAUGUAUGGCAGCUUGUCCUAAAUGAUAAUUAUUUACAAUUAUUUAUGCACUGAUGUAUGGAUCAGACAACAGUCUGAAUGUAAAAUGCGAUACUACCGCCUGAAUCGGCAAACGUAAGCUGUUGGAAAUUGACUACAUUGUUAGCUUUCCAUAGUUAAGUAUUACACUACUAGUCAUUCAUAUUUUAAAUGAAAAGAAAUGUUCAAUUUUAAUUGAAUCCAAAUGAGUCAACAAUAAAGGAAAUGCAUGAUAUGGUGGAAA
This is a messenger RNA of Cloeon dipterum, 906 nucleotides long. RefSeq names its product protein MANBAL. Bases 322 to 579 code for a protein of 85 amino acids. Gene Ontology annotation, cellular component: membrane. The transcript is spliced from 3 exons. The record is from RefSeq and is a predicted model, not a curated record. NCBI's taxonomy places the organism in Eukaryota, Metazoa, Arthropoda, Insecta, Ephemeroptera, Baetidae.